This is a messenger RNA of Clonostachys rhizophaga, 1335 nucleotides long. The record is from the annotation of a GenBank genome assembly. NCBI's taxonomy places the organism in Eukaryota, Fungi, Ascomycota, Sordariomycetes, Hypocreales, Bionectriaceae.
AUGGCCAAGCCAGGAUACAAACUAAAAGUCAUCAUCAAUGGUGGAGGCCUUGGAGGUCUCGGAGCCGCCAUUGCUCUCAAGAAAAAGGGCUACGAUGUCACAGUCCUAGAGGGGGCUCCAUCACUUUCUGAGGUUGGUGCCGGUAUUCAGAUCCCUCCCAAUUCAAGUAAAAUAUUGUCCAGUUACGGCCUCAAGGACAAAUUCUUGGAGAAGGUUGUUUGGCCUCAGCAUUUCGCUUUCAAACGAUAUGAAACGGGACAACUAUUGGGAACUACACCUCUACACCCCCAUCUCUCUGAGAAAUACGGUUCCCCUUACUGGCUUAUACACAGAGCCGACUUCCAAGGGAUUCUUUUUGACGCCGCAAAGGAACUAGGUGUCGAUGUCCGCCUGGGAUGCUACGUGGAGGCGGUUGACGUUAACGGUCCAAGUGUCAGGCUGGUCAACGGCGACAUCUUGACAGCUGAUUUGGUCGUGGGAGCAGACGGUAUUCGCUCGAAAACACGGGAAGCAAUACUUGGCGACAGAAAUGUAGAGCCAAACCCAGCUGCGAACUGCUCCUAUCGCGCAACUGUCCCCGUCGAGAUCAUGUCUGCUGACCCUGAUAUCGCUCAUCUGAUGACGGACAUCAAUGCCAACUGCUGGAUCGGACCCGGCCACCACAUAAUGGCUUAUCCAAUUCGCAAGGGCAGCAUGUACAACCUCGUACUCUCUCACCCCGGUGGUCUUGCUGCGCCUGGAAAGUGGAAUGAGCCUGGCAACCUGGAGGAGAUGCGGGAACACUAUAAAGACUUCGACCCCGUCAUUCGAAAGGUACUGAGCAAGGUGCAGAGCUGCCUCAACUGGAAGAUCGCCGAUCUACCCAAUCUGCCGACCUGGGUCAGUGAAAAUGGUAAGGUCGCCCUGCUGGGAGAUGCAGCCCACGCCAUGGUGCCAUUCCUCGCCCAAGGCGCUGCACAAGCUAUCGAGGAUGGUGCAUGUCUUGCAGAAUGCUUGUCUCGCGCCCAGAGUCCCUCCGACAUCCCGUCUCUUGUGCGUGCUUACGAGGCCAUCCGGAAGCCUCGAGCUGAGCGAGUACAGAAAGGCACGCGGGACUCUAGUUACGUCUGGCACUUGGAUGAUGGGCCUGAGCAGGAGGCCCGAGACCGAGCGUUCGCGGCCAUGGCAGCCGAGGUUCGCGACGAGGAUAUAGACGAGGCAUUGGAUAAGGCAAACCCCAACAGUCUGAGCAGCAAGAACUUUCAGCCGUGGUUGUUUGGACAUGAUGAGAUUGCGUCGACAAAUACGAGGCUUGAUGAAAUUUUCAAUCCCCAAAAGGGAUCAACCCACCUAUGA